This is a messenger RNA of Aspergillus candidus, 844 nucleotides long. RefSeq lists its product as uncharacterized. Lineage: Eukaryota; Fungi; Ascomycota; Eurotiomycetes; Eurotiales; Aspergillaceae. The record is from RefSeq and is a predicted model, not a curated record. The transcript has a single exon. The coding region runs from base 85 to 738 and encodes 217 amino acids.
ACAGUAAGUAUAUAACAGACUAUACAUCUUUCACUUGAAGGACCGACGUGAACUCUUCUACCCACCAUUUCUGCACAACAAACGAUGGAUCACCCUAUUAUCGAGUAUUUCACCCAUCAUGCAAUCCAUGGUCGAGAUCGGUCCCGAACCCCAUCGCCCCUGGACCUCUCGCCGCGGUCUUCACCCGACAUUCCGUCUUCCUUCAACACAGACCUCUUCCCGCUGAUGCACCGCGUAACGGCGCUGCACUUCCAUUCCAGACAGGAACCGACCAUAUCCUCCUCAACGAUCUGUGAAGCCGUAGAGCUCUGGUCACAGCUAGACGGGUUGACCCUGUCCGACGAGAACCUGCCAUCACCCGAAUACCAGACCCUCCACCAGCUGCACGUAUCCGCUCUCUUCAUCUGGCUCCACUGCAUCACCCAUCCCGACAACCUUGCCAACCAAAAAGUCCAAGACAUGCUAGCCGACGGACUAGGACGCAUCGCCAAUCUCGACUGUUCCUCCCCCGACGCAGCCUCCCUCCUCGUCGUCCCCCUCUUUCUCCACGGCGUGGCCAGCGUGCACAGCCCACAUCGCAACGAGAUCAACCAACACUUCACCCGACUAGACGACACUAUCGCAGACCCGAUCCUACAAACCUACCAGACUAUCGUCCAGUGGACCUGGACCAGACACGACAGUCAGAUCCACCGCAGCUGGGACUGGACAGAUUGGGAGGAUGCAGACCUGACCUGACGGGGACCAGACUAGACGGGAGAUAUCGGACGCAGUAGCCACCUAUGAAAAAUCAAAAAGGACAACUUUCAUCGGUCCGCCUUGUUUUGCGUCUCGCAGAUCCAUA